UUCUUCAUCUCAACAUUCUUCAGCAGGACAAAGAGAGGAGAAAAAUCUUCUCUUUCAGAACAACUUCAUCGUCUUCUCUUCAUCAUUCCUUCUCAUCCGCCCUGCAACAAUGUCCGCAUCACUCAUGUCCCUGACCUCACCGCCCUCUGCUCCCUCUUCUAUCUCCACCAAGCUCUCCUUCAUCCCCUUCUCGAUCCCCUUCCCUUCUUCCAGCCAGCACCGCCCAGCACCCAACAGGUCCUACUCCCUCUCGCUCAAGUCCCAGCCCGCCAUUGUUGCCUCCCUCAGCCUCCUCUCCCUUCCGAAGCACCGCUUGUUCUCUGCCGCGUUCGAUGGCUUUGAGGCCGAGGGUGGUGACAGCACGGAUGUCUCCGGGGAGGAAAGCCCAGAAACAGAGGAGUACGGGAGCCAGGUAGAAGAUAGCCAGGAAGAAGAGGGGCAGAAGGUGUCAGGGUCCGGCGAGUACGGGAGGCUGUAUGUCGGGAAUUUGCCGUAUUCUAUGACCUCUUCGCAGCUCCUAGAGGUUUUUCAAGAGGCUGGUCGUGUUGUAAAUGUGGAGGUUGUGUACGACAGAGUCACCGACAGGAGCAGAGGUUUUGCAUUUGUUACCAUGGGGAGCAUAGAAGAGGCUAACGAGGCGAUCCGAAUGUUCGAUGGAUCGCAAGUUGGAGGCAGAACAGUUAAGGUAAACUUCCCGGAAGUGCCGAGAGGAGGCGAGAGAGAAGUAAUGGGCCCGAAGAUCAGAAGCAGCAAUCGUGGCUUCGUGGACAGCCCACACAAGAUCUAUGCAGGGAACCUCGGGUGGGGUUUGACCUCACAGGGCCUUAGAGAUGCAUUUGCAGACCAACCGGGGCUUUUGAGCACAAAAGUCAUCUAUGACAGGAACUCAGGAAGGUCACGAGGAUUUGGCUUCAUAUCCUUCGAGUCUGCAGAGGCUGUGGAGUCAGCUUUAAAUGCGAUGAAUGGAGUGGAGGUGGAAGGGAGGCCUUUACGGUUGAAUUUAGCGGCGGAAAGAGCAUCAUCUCCUCCUCCUGUACAAAGCAAUGCUGAGAGCAGCCCUGAGGGCUCCGAGUUGGCGUCAAGUAUCACCGCCUGAUCUUAUAAUUGAAGGCAUUUUGAUAUUUUGAGACGAUUUUGUCGGGCUCCCUCACAGUUGUUUCUUGGGAAAUCUUGAACCAGCCAACUAAUGCUCCAGCAUUAUACUGCUCGCCAAUCAGACCCUGCUGCCGAUGCAAGUUGAAGCCCUAAUAGAUUGAUGAGCUCCUGGGGGUUCCGUAAUUUUAGGAGGCAUGAUAUGUUGAUAAGCAUUUGUUAUCGACAGUUCAUUAAGAGAUUUCUUGAGUGGGAUAUGGCGUUACGUCCCUCUUUCAGGAUAUCUCACGGUUUCGACUUGUGAAAAUUGACAACUACCUGAUAGAUUUUACAAUUUGGCAGUCCUCUUAUGAAAGGUAAGGAGAAUGAAAUAUUGGUUCAGCUUCGA
This is a messenger RNA of Punica granatum (pomegranate), 1480 nucleotides long. The record is from RefSeq and is a predicted model, not a curated record. Lineage: Eukaryota; Viridiplantae; Streptophyta; Magnoliopsida; Myrtales; Lythraceae.